AUGUCAGAUCAAGAAGCUGAAUACAUGGAGGGGACUCCAAAUAGUGAUCCCACUGCUACCGAUAUUAAAAUAGUCCAUAUUGCACACGCAAUGAUAAGAUACAUCCUAUCAGUAGCAACAAAUACCAACACGGUAAUUACAAGAUCCAGAUUACAAGAUAAGAUACGUGAUCUGAAAAUCAAAGAAAAUGCUCCUAAUGUAAAAUUUGAACUUAUAUUUGAACGAAUAAACGCAAUAUUGCUCGACGUCUAUGGUUAUAAGUUAAUUGGCUACCAAAGUUCGAGCAGCCAUCAACAUACAGAGAAUUCGAAUGGUGAGACUAAUACAGAGAGCAAUGCGAAGGAAGGCUCAGAUGCUGAUGAAAUUGAAAACAAGAAUGUAGUUUCUGAUAAAUUUGCACAUCGAUCCAAUAGUUUUAUAUUGAUUAACAAUUUGAAAUACGUACAUAGCUUUGAAAGCUUCAUAUCACUCCAAAAGAGUUUACAAUACCGAAAGACAAUAGUCGAUGGGGAAUACAUAGGGAAUGAUAAUGACCAGCCAGCAUCUCAAACGCUAGACAACUCCAUUGGCACGGAUAAAUUGUUGGCGAUGAAUGGUAUACUGGCAAUUGUGAUCAGUAUGAUUGCAUUUUCAAAAAACAACAUUUUGCAUAAUGAACUGACGGGAUACUUGCAGCAAUUUGGAAUACCAAUUGAUGACACCGCUAAUAUACCAAUAUUAGAAAUGAAGUUCAGCGAACUAUUGAAGGUUUUUGUAAAGAGAGAAUAUGUAGCUAAAAUCGAAGAAAACUCAAGCAUGGAAGGUGAUAUAGUGACUUAUAGGUUGGGAAGAAGAACGAAAGCUGAGUUCCCAAUAAAAUCAUUAGUUUCAAUGGUCCAAACGAUUUUAAACAUUCCUAAUGAACAACUCCCGAACUUGAAAAAAGAUAUAAUAAAGAACAUAGGCGAUACAUAUUCAUAG
This is a messenger RNA of Tetrapisispora phaffii CBS 4417, 960 nucleotides long. RefSeq names its product Smc5-Smc6 complex subunit NSE3 (gene NSE3). The record is from RefSeq and is a predicted model, not a curated record. Gene Ontology annotation, biological process: DNA repair. Bases 1 to 960 code for a protein of 319 amino acids. NCBI's taxonomy places the organism in Eukaryota, Fungi, Ascomycota, Saccharomycetes, Saccharomycetales, Saccharomycetaceae. Gene Ontology annotation, cellular component: nucleus. The transcript has a single exon.